This is a messenger RNA of Vollenhovia emeryi, 3156 nucleotides long. RefSeq names its product pheromone-processing carboxypeptidase KEX1-like. The transcript has 5 exons. The record is from RefSeq and is a predicted model, not a curated record. Lineage: Eukaryota; Metazoa; Arthropoda; Insecta; Hymenoptera; Formicidae. The coding region runs from base 1310 to 2206 and encodes 298 amino acids.
UUUUUUUAUCGCGCGACCCUCCCGCAGGAGGGAAUUUGGCAGAGAGUAAUUUAUUCGAUAAUCGUUUAAUCGUUAUCGGUUUCAGAGAUCCCGCGACUUCCCGCGCGAAGUCGCUCGAAUUCGAUCUCGCGAGCCUUCGAGUCUCGCUCGUUCCCUAAGGCCGGUUCUACAUUGGCCGCAUCGCAGUGUCGCGAGGGCCGUAGACUGGUUCUAAUUCAACGCCGAUUGGCCGAAUCUAUGAUUUGCAAUGCUUGCGACGUACGACAUGAUCAAUGCGGAACUGGCCUAAUAGCACAGUGCAUUGACCAAACAUUGGUCAAACAUUGACCCAACAUUUGGUUGUAUUGGGCCAAUGUGGAGCCAAUGCAUUCUUUAUCGCACGACCCACCUGCAGGAGGGAAUUUGGCAGCGAGUAAGUUAUUCGACAACCGUUUAACACGUAUCGCUUAACGUUAUCGGUCUCAGAGACUCCGCGUCUUUCCGCGCGAAGUCACUCGAAUUCGAACUCGCGAACCUUCGAGUCUCGCUCGUAUCCUAACAGCUCAGUGCAUUGACCAAACAUUGGUUAAACAUUGACCCAACAUUUGGUUGUAUUGAACCAAUGCACUGUGCUAGGGUUGAUCCUUUAUCGCGCGACCCACCUGCAGGAGGGAAUUUGGCAGCGAGUAAGUUAUUCGACAACCGUUUAACGCGUAUCGGUUAACGUUAUCGGUCUGAGAGAUGUGGCGCUGUCUCCUCUCCUUCCCACGGUAAUAUCUAUCUGACCUAUUGUACGAGUAUUCUUAGCCGUCCUUCAAUGUGCUCAGAACCCCGUGGCAAAUGGCCACGUCCCGCUCGCCAUAAGUGCAAUCUAAUUACCGGCAUGUGCGAGGUGUUUGCCGACGAGUGACGGGGCAGCGAGCUAGACUUGCGCGUACGCGCUCGGUCCAACCAGGGAAAUCAAUAUCGCAGCCGACAAUCCAGGUUCACGCUACGAACUGCUUCGCACGACGGUACGCGCAACAGUUGCGUCGAGGCGAGAGACACGAAGAGGAGCCCCGCGACAGCCGCGGGCACGUUCGUCGCGUCGCCGAAUUGUUCAGCCCGUAACAGUCGAAGAGUUGGCGCGCACGCGGACUUGCCGGCGGGAACGUCCGGGACAUUCGAUUUGCAUCGGACCCGGGGGUGGGUCGGAAGCCGAAAGAAUUGUAAAAGCGCGCAACUUGGAAUGCCGUCCGACAUGCCGUCUCGCGUUGCCAUGGAAAUCCGCGAGAACGACGGCACCAGUCCCGGACUGAUACUCAUUGUCAGAUAAACAACGUGGGGCGACAUGGACCUCGCCAGGAUGACGGAGAAACGACUGUCGUUGGGCAUCAACGUUAGCAUUCUGCUGAUAUUGACGAUAUUCGGCGUGCUUCUGUCCUUGCCUUUGCGAUUGUUGUUCGACACGAAUUACUCCGAGCAGAAUCGCGGAGACGAGGGUGGUGUCAGCGAGAGGGGGAGGGUGCCCGCGAUACCGAUGGAUCAUCGGAGAUUAAGACGCUGCCCGAAUCUGCUGUACGAGGAUCGCUUGAUGUCCGUCUUCACGAGCGAUUACGACGAAAAUUGCACGUACGCGGACGACGAGUACGACGAUGACGAGGAUGACGACGAUGAUGACAGCGACUCUGAAGAGGAUAGCAGGGAGGACGUGGGCGAGGAGAGGGGAAGGACGUACAGGCCCAAGAGGAGAAUCGGCGUAGAAAUGAAAGAAGGCGCUGAAGAGAUCUUGAAGACGCGUCAGAUGAAGUCCGUCACGGUGGCAGGCCACAUACUCGUGACGAUGUUGCUCGUAUCAGUAAUAGCUGCCCUCGUUGAAGUACUGCGAAUACGCUUCGCCAGAGAAAAAGAUUCGUCUAGGGCAGGCACGAUUAUCUCACGGAGAUGCUCCAACGUGGACACACCCGCCACAAGACGUCCCAUUUCAAGAGAAUUAAUUAGAAGCCAAAAGUCCUUUGAGAUACCAGGAAUGCACCGUUCCGCAUUGCGUCUGUUAGGAGCGCGGCCGCCCCCGCUUAUCCGCCGCUCCUCGUUCCCAAUAUCACAAGUGAAGCAAGCCGCUACUUCGUCUCUUUGCGGUACACCGAGUAAAGGACAGACGCGGCGCCAGUCGGCCGAGUCGGACGAAGAAAUUGGAAUUGUCACUAACGCUCUUCAUCAUCGCAUUCGUCUAAUCCGACGCCAUUAAAGCGGCACGAGAACAGUGUACAUUAAUCCAUCAAAUUGCUACGACACAACUGCAACAGGGUACGCGUUUUCGACCGUACGGUUACACAACGCACAACGAUCACGUUCAAUGAUCUUUUCUACGCUCGUGCAACGUCUCUCUCGCUGAUCAACAGUAGAUCCGCAAUAGCAUCUUCCAACGCCAUCCCCUACAGCGGCUUCCAGUAGUGCUCCAUCUCCGUGACGCUUUUAUACCGACGCUGUCCAUCGAAAAUUCUGCUUUCCAGCCAAGCAAUAUUUGAAAUAGGUUUGAGACCGGGAUUGAUAUACAGAAUCAAAUUUCAGGAUCGAUAGCUGCUCCCUCAGAAAGGAUUUCUGUUACCGAGACCAAAUAUAUUCUUGACGCAUUUAUAUUUCUCACAACCUCAUUUAGUAUGUCAAAAUAUAAUCAAUAAUUCUUAUUCUCCUCUAGCGAAUUAAACAAGAUCGACUUGCUAUAUUGAGACAAGAGUAACUUAUACAUAUAAAUGUAAGUUUAUACAGGGUGUCAUUGAAUAUUGGGGACUUUUUUGGUGUGCAGGUAGAGCGGACUAGACCGAGUCGAAAAGUCCUGUACCAUUUUGCAAUUUUCGCAAUAGAUAACGAGUAAUUAAUUAUUCAAAAUUGUCGUCUUAGCCCGGCUCACCUCCCAAUUCGAGCGCGUGGCGAGAUGUGACCGCCCGGCGAUCGAUAUUACCAGGCGCACGGAAAGUUCGAAAUGUUCGAAAGCUCGAAUUGGGAGGUGGGCCGGGCUAACAAAGACGACAAUUUUGAAUAAUUAAUUACUCGUUAUCUAUCGCGAAAAUUGCAAAAUGGUACAGGACUUUUCGACUCGGCCUAGUCCGCUCUACCUGCACACCAAAAAAGUCCCCAAUAUUCAAUGACACCCUGUAUAAGUUUUUUAUAAUCUUACGUUUAGAAUCAAUUUUCCCU